GUACUUCCGGGACCGAUGGCUCCGGUUCUGCUGUCACUUUCGCCGCCAGCUGUUAACUCGGAUAUAAAAUGUCAGAAAACUUAGUGUUUUAUUUGGAAGCAAAGUCCAUCAUGGACACGGUUAUUGAGGCCGCUGUCGAUCUUGUUGGAAAUUCAAAGGAAGAAGCUGCAAGGAAGGAGCAAAGUGAGAAACAAAAGCCAGACUUUGUAGAAAUGUUGUCACGAGAGGCAACGAGAAAGAUCAGCACGGUUUUCUCCCAGCUGUCGUCGCUGCUGCAGGCUGAAAACAGGACGCUGAAGAGCAGAGUGAAACAUCUGGAGAGCGAGCUGAAGGCCGUGACCGAACGCUUUGAAAACGCCAGACUGUGGAGGGAGAACGUCCUGAGCGGCAGCCCGGUUCUGUUCCAGCAGAGCGGCCUGAUCUUCACCCUGAAGCCUUUCGGGAAGCUACAAAGAAAGACGGAUAAAGAAGCAGACGGAGUCACAGAAUCAUCUCCUGCUGCCGCUGCUCAGGUGGAUCACGGACAGAAAGCAGUAAUUUCUCAUGCAGAAGGUGGAGAAACGGCAAAGGAAGUAACUUCAUCAACAGCCACUGGACAAGUCAUCUUUACUACUUCUGCAGAGGAUUGUACCACAACAAACACAGCUGGAGCCAAAACCACACAGGAAGCUGAGGUGAAGAAGAAAGGGAAGGUGUUCGUGUGUGAUGUCUGCAGCAAGAGCUUCAACCGUCACUUUCACCUGAUGAAGCACAUGAACACUCACAGAGAGCAGAGGCCGUUCGCCUGCCAGCAGUGCCCGAGGAGAUUCAGGAACACGGCGACGUUCGAGUACCACCUGCUGCGGCACGAAGAGAAGAAGUACGCCGCCUUCGAGUGCCAGCUCUGCCACAAGACGUUCAAAACUAAAAUGCACCUGAAGACCCACCAGCUGGUUCACUCGGACACGAGGCCGUUCGUCUGCUCGUCCUGCGGGAAGGGCUUCAAAACCAAACACAACCUGCAGGCUCACCAGGUCGUGCACACCGUGGAGAAGCCGCACAAAUGCUCCGAGUGCGGCGAGAGCUUCAGAUAUGCCUUCACGCUGCAGUGCCACCGAAGCGUUCACACCGGCGAGCAUCCGUACAAAUGCGCGGUUUGCGGCAAAGCUUUCGUAAAGAGACGAUCGCUCCGGACGCACCAGUCGGUCCACAGAGGGAAGAUGUUCACAUGCGAGACGUGCGGCGCAGGAUUCACCCUUCAACACAACCUGAAGAGACACAUUCGUAUCCACACGGGGGAGAAACCGUUCAAGUGUAAAGUGUGCGGGAAGAGUUUCAUCCAGGACAACAAGCUGAAAGCGCACAUGCUUCUUCACGGAGCAUCCAAGGCGUUCAUGUGCGACCUGUGCGGGAAGACUUUCCUGUACAACUGCCAGCUGAAGAAGCACCAGAAAGUGACUCACGACGAAAGACACGGGCAGGUGGUUCAGAGACGAACUCGAGAGCGAGGCAGCCGCAGGGUCAUCUACAGACGGGACCGGACGAUGGUCAACGUGACGCCGUUCAGCUGCAGGAGCUGCAACAAGGGCUUCGACACCGCGAGCUCUCUGAAGAGACAUGAGCGAAUCCACACAGGGAACAUGCAGUACAGCUGCGAUGCAUGUGGCAAAUCUUUUUACUACAAAGCCACCUAUGAUUACCACCUUCGAAUCCACUCAGGAGAAAGACCGUUCGGUUGUGAAAUCUGCGGAAAAAGGUUCAUCAUCCUUCAGGCGCUAAAGUCCCACAAACUGCAGCACUCUGGAGAGAAACCACAUAAAUGUGAGCAGUGCGGGAAAGCCUUCAGGAUCUACACAAACUACCAGAGACACCUUCGGAUCCACACAGGAGAGAAGCCCUAUGAGUGCGAGGUCUGCGGAGUGAGAUUCAGGCAGCUCGGACACGUCAAGUUUCACAUGCAGAUUCACACGGGAGAGAGACCGUAUUCCUGUAGCAGCUGUGGACUCGGAUUUUCAGACUCAAGGCUGCUCAAAAGACAUAACUGUAGUGAGAAGUACCAGAAAAUGUUGGGAAAUGUGCUCACAACACUUGCUUUUAUUUUGAAGAGCACGGACCGGGAAGAAGAAGGUGGUUCCGUGUUGUGUUUUGUCGCCGCAAUGACAACAGAGCUGCUCUACAGCAGCUGUUUGUCGUUAUUAAACCGUAGAACAGAACCGGAACCAGGGCCGGGUCGAGCCGCCGUCAUGUCGGAGCUGGAGACGCAGGUGUGCUCCAUCCUGGAGAUCAUGGUCAACGCCACCGUGUCCGAAAUGAGCAAAGUUCUGGGCGGCUGCGGUCCAACUCGUCCACAAGUGUCAACAUGUGCGGCUGAAAACACCAGCGGCUCCUCGGAGGAGAAGGUGAUCCAGUUCAGUGUCUUCAUGACGUCUUUGGCUCAGGAAGCUGUGGAGCAGAUCUGCCAACUUUUCCAGGAAUGUUCCUCCAUGCUGCAGCUAGAAGUGACGCAGGGCGUGGCUGAGAUGGAGGACCUGAGGAGGAGGCUGGAGGAGGCGGAGUCGGAGCUGAAGCUGGUGCUGGAGGGCAGCGGAGGCCAGAAGGAGGUGGAGGAGCUGAUGGAGGGAGGCAGCGGAGAGGAGGAGGAGGCCGGGAGGAGUCCGACCAGCAGAGGAGGAGGAGGAGGAAGUGUUCAGAGCAGCCAGCGAUCAGGGAGGAAGAGUCGCAGAGUUGUUGGUGACAGUGCAGUCAAGAGGUCGCCUAUAAUCCAUCUGUGGAAGGGCAGAACUUAUGAGGACAGCGUCCAGCCUGUUAUCAUAAAAGAGGAAGGACUGGAGGGCUUAGCUGACCAGGCAUCUUCUGAUUCUGGUCAGUACAGAGACGAGCCCGGCCCAGAUGAGGACGACGACCCAGACUACCAGUUGGAACCAGAAGAUCACGAUGAUGCAGACCCAGGGUACACCACCAGAUCCAAACGCAUCGUCAAGCUCAAGUCGCAUCGAGUUCGAGCCAAGAAGGACAGUCAGAGUCCGAAGGAGCCGCUGAGCUGCAGAUACUGCAGGAAAACCUUCACCAAGCUGCUGCAGCUCAAAGCCCACCAGGCCGUCCACGAGGCCAACGCAGAGAAACCCUUCAACUGUUCCCAGUGCGGCCGAGGAUUUUCCUUCCAGCGGAGCCUCGACGCUCACAUGCUGCUUCACACAGGUGAGAGACCCCACACCUGUGACGUAUGUGGGAAAGGAUUCACCCUGAAGCAGCUGCUGAGGAACCACCAGCGUCUCCAUGCCAACGUGCGGCCGUUUCGCUGCGAGCAGUGCGGCAAGAGCUUCUACCGAGCGCACGGCCUGAAAAUGCACCAGAUGGUCCACACCGGGGAGCGGGCCUACAACUGCCAGUACUGCAACAAGAGCUUCACGAUACAGGGCAACCUGCAGCGCCACCUGCGCAUCCACACGGGCGAGAAGCCGUUCAGGUGCGAGACCUGCGGCAAGAGCUUCAACCAGGCCGACACUCUGAAGGGCCACCAGCGCAUCCACACCGGCGAGCGUCCGUUCAGCUGCGAGACCUGCGGCAAGUGCUUCAUCCAGAAGAGCGCCCUGAAGAUGCACCAGAAGACGUCGCACCUGGACGAGAAGUCGCUGGCCUGCGUCGCGUGCGGCACCACGGUGGCCUGCGUCGACUCGCUGCGUAAACACAUCCAGACGCAUGCCGCCACCAUCCCGUGCACGUGCGUCCUGUGCAGCCGGCAGCUCAACUCCAUCACCGAGCUGCGGUCGCACCAGCAGCACCACACGGUGGACAGGCCUCACAGCUGCGGCGUCUGCGGGAAGAGCUUCAAGUCGUCCAGCUACCUGAAGAUUCACCUGAAGACGCACAGCGGGGAGCGGCCGUUCUCCUGCGACAUCUGCGGUCGCAUGUUUACCCAGCACAGCAGCCUUAAAUCCCAUCAGGUGGUCCACACUGGGGAGAAACCCUUCAGCUGUGACACCUGCGGGAAAUGUUUCAGCAACACGGGCAACUUGAACAGACACCAGCGAAUCCACACGGGGGAGAAACCGUUCAGCUGCGACACGUGCGGACGCAGCUUCAACCAGGGCAACAGCCUGAAGGCCCACCAGCAGAUCCACACCGGGGAGAAGCAGUUCAUGUGCGACAAGUGCGGGAAGAGCUUCUCCUACCUGAGGAACCUGAAGGACCACAAGUGCUUCUACGUCUGAGCAGAUGGACUCGCUGCGACUUACGAGGAAUAAAUGAGCCGACCGACUGCGGAGAGUGAAUGAGUGAGUUUGCAGUGAAAGUUUUCCAGAUUUGUCACAUUUCUCUGCGGUGUUGAAGACAGUUAUCUGUUGGAGUAGCUGGAAAAUUAGCAUCACAGCCUCACUGGAGGAAAACUGUACGUACAAAGAGACUUUUAGUGCUUCGGACGCAGAGUUUGCUGACAAAUGUGAUGUAAGUGGGCCAAAAUUUAAAGUGCUAAGCCCCAGAAGUCAAAAUCUUUGUUUUUGAAAUUGAAAAUUGAUCACUACUCUGCAGUUUCGAGGUGGAAAUGUUCAUCUAAACCAUUAACUGCCUUUUUUUUGCCCCUAAUGUUUGUUUUAGCAUUUAAAAAACACCACAUGGACGUAUUAACAUGGUAGCAAUAACAUCUUUGACAAAAAUACGUUAAUUUUUUGUACUUUAUUCAUUUUUAAAAAGCCAACAGAGGGACACUAAACUGAAUCCACAGCUGUGUAUUCUUCAGAAAGAAACUUAACCAACUGAAUAAUUACUCAUUUCUGUGUGAGAAUGAAGAGUCUUCAUAUCUCGUAAUGAAAUGACUGUUCACCGUGACUUGAUUCUAGUCUGUUUAUCGGAGGUAGCAUGAACAGUUUUACCAGCAGUAUUCUGUGGGCAGCUGUUAAAUUAUAUCCCUGGUCUGAGCUGUAAUACCUGAGGCUUUAAAGGUUUUUGCUGUAUGUAGCUCUUUCUAGGAUUUUGAACUGAUAUUUAUAACAGUGAAGAGUGUUUUACUGUCUUUUACAGGUGACGAUCACAAAUACAUACAUAAAUGAAACACUG
Amphiprion ocellaris (clown anemonefish) is the source of this 5031-nucleotide messenger RNA. RefSeq lists its product as uncharacterized. The coding region runs from base 69 to 4190 and encodes 1373 amino acids. Gene Ontology annotation, cellular component: nucleus. Lineage: Eukaryota; Metazoa; Chordata; Actinopteri; Pomacentridae. The record is from RefSeq and is a predicted model, not a curated record. The transcript is spliced from 12 exons.